AUGCCAGCCCCGUCACUCCUGCAGCUGGCCACAAGCACUGCGAUCAAGCACGUUAAACUGCUCAAUGAUGUCGGAAAUCUACCAUAUGCCCUUGUUCGCCCAAUCCUACUCAAAGUCGAUAACCCAGAGAAGCUCCACUCGAUGGAGCAACUAUCUCCACACCUCGCCGACGAAGACCAAGAAAUUUGGCUCGAAUUCAUCAGACGCGACAUUCCACAAUGGGACCGAUAUGAGCUGCCCAAAUCCACAAACAAAUGGUACGAGAUAUACUGCGACCUCCAAGAAGACGUCCAACGAGCCCUCGAUGCCGACGCCGAAAAGAUGAAAAUGGCCCUGGACGGUAUCAAAUCGGAACGAACACGAUUGACACCAAAGAUCAUUGCCGGCCCAAAAGGCAAAAGCACGAGAUCAUUUCGACCGGGCCCCGGUAUCCGAUCAGAACCGAGAAAGCCGACUAUAUUCACGCCCCAGCGCAGAAAUAAUGCUCUGGCAAUACCGACUAAGCAUCUUACCAAUCGUGCAACACAAGUCAGGCGGGCGCCUCGGUCACUUAUUGAAGUGCACCGGCGGCCAACAGACCCGCCUGUGCCGUCUGCUCCUGGCUCCGCUUUGACCGCAUCGAAACGUGUUGAUAAAGAUGCUCGGGCACCUGUUGCACCAGGGCGGUUGAACCAACACCCAUCAUCCUCUUCUCUAGCUGAAAGGGAGGCACGGUUACGAGCAAUUGCCUCUGGUAACCCGUUGCCAUCUUCAAGCACCAAUACAAUUCGUAAGGUGCCUAUUCCCUCACGCCACGCUUCCUCUCCAGCAAAACAACCCAAUCUCAAGCGCUCUGCCACAUCUCCGCCUCCAUCCGCAAACUCUGGUGGCACCUCCAGCUCAGCACGAGCAUCUGACAAGCCUCCCGCACAAUCAAACUCUGUUACAACUACUGCACCGCGCCCAGCUAUGCCUCGAAAACGACCUGAUAGCGUUUUCAUCCAGCCAAAACGUCGGCGCAUCACCUAA
Penicillium angulare is the source of this 1008-nucleotide messenger RNA. Its product is annotated as elongin A domain-containing protein. The record is from RefSeq and is a predicted model, not a curated record. Bases 1 to 1008 code for a protein of 335 amino acids. Lineage: Eukaryota; Fungi; Ascomycota; Eurotiomycetes; Eurotiales; Aspergillaceae. Gene Ontology annotation, biological process: transcription elongation by RNA polymerase II. The transcript has 3 exons. Gene Ontology annotation, cellular component: elongin complex; nucleus.